UGCAGCCCCAGCCCGAGCCCGGCCGGAGUCGCGGAGUGAGCGUGUCUGCGGCGGCGAGGAGGAGGAGGCGGGCCGGGCGCAGGCUUGUACCGUCAGUUCCUGCAGCGGAGCAGGCUGGGGCAGCAGCGGCAGCAGCUGCAGAAGUGUUUAACUUCAAGAUGGCAUCGACUAGUGAUCUGAAAGAAGCCACUUGCAACCAACGUUCUUGGGACAUCUUGCUACCAGAUUUCCCUGAGGGGCCACUUUGUGAGUACCGUAAGAGGGCUUCCUUCAGCUGGAAGGAGAUGGCAGUGUUUAUAGAUGAAGAAGAUCUCAUCCAGUUCAAGAAUAGAAUCUUCUCUGCUUUUGAAAAUGAUCCUGUCUUUGCUCGUUACCCUGGAGAAGAUGUGACCCUUGAGAAGUAUCGUGAGCUGACAUUCCUGCGCUGUAAAAGGCUCUUUGAAUACGAGUUUCUUAAACUGGAAGAUAUCAUGGAGAAGCCAUUAAAAAUUAUGGUUCUUAUAAACUGCCUAGGGAUGUAUGAUUGGUCUCUGGGUACCAAAUAUUUGUUAAAUGCUCAGGUGUUCGGUGGUGCAAUUGAGAAUACUGGCUCUGAAAGGCAUCAGGAAUUCGUGAAGCAAACCAGUAACAUGGAGAUUUUUGGAUGCUUUGCUCUGACUGAAGUCAGCCAUGGCAGCAAUACCAAGGGCAUACGGACAACUGCCAGAUACGACCCCAGCACACAGAAAUUUAUCAUCAACACUCCUGAUUUUGAAGCUGCCAAGUUUUGGGUUGGCAACAUGGGGAAAAAUGCCACUCAUGCGGUCGUCUACGCCCAGCUGUACACUCCGGAUGGGCAGUGCCACGGAUUACAUUCCUUUGUUGUGCAGAUUCGAGAUACAAAAACACUGCUUCCUAUGCCAGGGGUGAUGGUAGGUGACAUAGGAAAGAAACUUGGGCAGAAUGGUUUGGAUAAUGGAUUUGCUGUGUUUCACAAUGUCAAGAUACCUAAAGAAAACGUAUUGAACAGAACUGGAGACGUCACAGCGGAGGGAGUAUACGUUAGCUCAUUUAAGGAUCUCAAGCAACGUUUUGGCGCUUCUCUUGGGGCUCUGUCCAGUGGUAGAGUUAUGAUCAUAGGCAUGUCUGUGGUUAAUUUAAAGCUUGCCUUAUCAAUAGCCAUUCGCUUCUCAGCCACACGCCGUCAGUUUGGACCAACAGAUGAAGAAGAAAUACCAGUCCUGGAAUACCAAAUGCAGCAAUGGCGUCUGCUUCCCUAUCUGGCAGCUACAUACGCCUUAGACCAUUUCGCCAAGUCUUUGUUCAUGAACUUCAUAGAAUUUCACAUAGGUCUUCUGAUGAAGGAUAAGAGUCCAAGACAGGCUGAAAUUGGACGUGAGAUUCAUGCCUUGUCUACUGGUGGUAAACCACUGGCCUCCUGGACUGCCCAGCAAGCGGCCCAGGAAUGUCGAGAAGCUUGUGGAGGGCAUGGUUACCUGGCCAUGAAUCGUCUAGGUGAUAUUCGAAAUGACAAUGACCCAAACUGCACCUAUGAAGGAGACAAUAAUGUUCUGCUUCAGCAAACCAGCAACUACUUACUGAGCUGGGUGAAUGCUAAACACCAAGAUAAAGCUUCUAUUGCGUCCCCUCUUGGAUCAGUAAACUUUUUGGAAGACUACAAUCAUAUUCUUGGCCAGAAAUUCACAGCCUCUAAUGUUGAAGAUUGCAUGGACUCCUCAGGCACACCAGAGCUGGACUGCUGGGACUGGCUAGACCACUCUGGAGUCAAAGAGGUCCUGGCUUGCCACGCCACCAGACGAGCCUGUCGCCUGUCCCACAUCCUCCUCCAACUCGACCUCCUCAGGGCUGACUCUGCUGGCUACUGCCUCCAGUCCCCCCGAAUUCCAUUAGCUGCAUAUAAAUGGCUGGUUUGUUACCUGCUCCGAGAAAGUGUCCUGAAAUUGAGCCACGAGAAACAGACUGGGAGUAGUGAUUUUGAAGCAAGAAACAACAGUCAGGUAUACUAUUGUCGUUCGUUAGCCAUCGCUUUCAUCGAGCAAACAGUCUUACAAAGGUAUCACGAAUACACUCAUGAUCCCGACACACCAUCUACACUCCAGCCUGUGCUAAAGCAUCUUAGUGCUCUGUAUGGACUGUGGUCUUUAAGUAAACACAUGGCCGUGCUCUACCAAGGUGGAUAUGUUUCAGGUGAACAGCCUGGUAGAUUCAUACAGCAUGCUAUUCUGGAGCUUUGUUCCAAGUUGAAAGAUGAUGCAGUUGCCUUGGUGGAUGUCAUUGCACCUCCUGACUUCAUUCUGAACUCACCCAUUGGCAGAGCUGAUGGAGAGCUGUAUAAAAAUCUGUGGACAAUAGUCCUUCAAGGCAGCAAGGUGCUGGAGAGACCAUCAUGGUGGGCAGAAUUUUGUGUUAAUAAACCCGUUGUCGGCAAGCUGAGGUCGAGGAUGUAGAUCAAACAUGUAAGAGUGGCCCAGUAGAGCAACGAUUGAUAACACAUUUCAGACACUGAGAGGAAGGAGCACAUAUUUCAAAUGAAGGAGAUUUCAUACAGAAGAUGCCAAGAGAUAGAAUGAGCUUGAAAUCAGAUAUGACCCAAUCUUAAGGACUGUUGACAUAAUGGCAAGAACAGUGCAACACAUCUGCAUGUAGUUCAUAGUAAUCAUGCUAAUGUUAAUCAGUCGCAGAUUAAAAGAAAAAAAGUCUCAUUAAAGUUAAUUGCUUUUCACAGCUUCAGUACAUAUAAAACUAACUAUUACUUUCAUCAGUGUCCUGACAGCAAAUAGGGUCUAAAAGUCUUGUAAUUGCUGGCAUGCUACAGACGUUAAACAUGCAAAAAAAGUCUACCUUGAACUAUGAACAGACAGACCAGUUUUACUUUUUCUGGGAGAGUAUUAGCAAAGCAAAGGGGUAUUUAGAACACGGCAGGAUUUUCAGUGGGGAUAAACUAGGAUAGCAUCACUGGAAUUGAAUAAGUGAGUUUCUUUGAAGUCCAUGAAGCUACUGUGCUUUACACUAUCUGUUCCACAACGUUUAAAAUAGUUGAUUGUUCUUUCAACACGAGAGAUGUGAUAAGUUGACUUCCAGUUUGAGGUUUGGAUUAAUCCUCAAGUUUUGAAUCACUGUAGAUAUAACUAAUUCAAAGUUUCUCAUUCACUUGUCAUUGUUAUAUUAAUUUAUGGUAACGCAAAUGUAAAAUGAUUGUAUAACUUCACUAGUAGUUAGAAUGUUUUAUUUUUUUUUCCCUUCUAUACAGUGUUAGCGUUUAAGCUCAACAGACCAAUUGGUGCAAGUCAACACAUGUUGGAGCUGCACCUGCUUCCUUCAGGUCCAAAUUUAGUCCAGGAAUCUGGAAGUGGGUUGUUAAAAAUAAACAAAGUGAUUUCUGUUGCCAGAUGUUGUAGACGUUUAGUCAGGGACAAGAAAGUAGAAUGAUAAUUACUGCAGCUGAGGGAGAACCUUUGUUUGUAUAUGUUUACUAAAUAUUUCCCAAGUAAUGAGCAGUUUCCUUUGCAAAUGAAGAGACACUAGUAAGUUUUUGAAGUGCUGAAUAUUUUAUAUUUUUUAAAUAAAAUCUGGAAAGAUAUUGCCUGCCUUUCUAUACUGUAUGAUUUCCCUGCUACUCUGAACUGAUCUAGGACCAAAUCCUGCUCAUUGUACUCACAUGAGCUGUCCUGUUCAGGCCAGGGGGACUAUUUGUUAGGAAGGUGUCUAGGAUUCAGGGCUUAAUCCUGUGUCAUUAAAGUCAAUGGGAGUUUUGUCAUUGACUCUCAAUGGGAGCAGGAUCAAACCUCUGGCCCUUAGUGGAUUUUUUUUUAAAUUGUCACCAUUCUGUUCCAGUUCUACACUUAUGAUUCUGAUGAAGUGUUUCUAUGCCAGAAUUCCAACAUUUGUAAGUCUUUAUAGUGUUAUGACUCAAAUAUUAAAUAACUAACUGUU
Mauremys reevesii (Reeves's turtle) is the source of this 3933-nucleotide messenger RNA. It is a transcript of the gene ACOX3, whose product is annotated as acyl-CoA oxidase 3, pristanoyl. The coding region runs from base 159 to 2447 and encodes 762 amino acids. Gene Ontology annotation, biological process: lipid homeostasis; fatty acid beta-oxidation using acyl-CoA oxidase. Gene Ontology annotation, cellular component: peroxisome. The transcript has 19 exons. NCBI's taxonomy places the organism in Eukaryota, Metazoa, Chordata, Testudines, Geoemydidae. The record is from RefSeq and is a predicted model, not a curated record. Gene Ontology annotation, molecular function: FAD binding; pristanoyl-CoA oxidase activity; fatty acid binding.